Messenger RNA from Amoebophrya sp. A25, 298 nucleotides. The record is from the annotation of a GenBank genome assembly. NCBI's taxonomy places the organism in Eukaryota, Dinophyceae, Syndiniales, Amoebophryaceae.
GGGCGCAAGAAGCAAGCCCUCAGCAUCACGGGAAGCAUGUGUCGCAGCUUCGGGAGCUAUUCUUGUAGAUGUUGGUGAUGGGUCACCGCCUAUUGAAGCCGAAGAAGAGCAUCGAAGUAGUCAAGGCGAGAUGAGAGAUGAAGGUAAUUCGACCACUACGUCUGAUGCCCAACAGGUUCUGGCAUCGUUACUUAGUGCGCAUCAUCGUGCAGAGGAGACACUUGUGGCGAUUGCAGAUCGCCUUUUCGAAGCACAAUUGGAACGGAUGAUGGUGACGACAGCAGGAGUAGAGAUGAGG